Molecule: messenger RNA, 1431 nt
Organism: Closterium sp. Naga37s-1
Lineage: Eukaryota; Viridiplantae; Streptophyta; Zygnematophyceae; Desmidiales; Closteriaceae
Source: the annotation of a GenBank genome assembly
AUGGACGCCGGAGCAGGUACGUGCUCCCGCCGCUGCUCCCUCUACAUUAUUCACGGCGUGUGGCCAUGCUCUCACGUUCCCCUUCAUCCAUCUCCAAUUCUGCAUUUCCGUGUGAUCUUCCUUGUUUCUCCGUUCGUUCCCCCUCCACUGCCGUCCAUCCGUCGUGUUCUUUUCUCGCCGCUCGUUCCUCCCUGUCCCCACCCCCCUCCCUUGAUCGCGCGCGCAGGCGCAAGGAAACGGUGUAAUGGCUCGCUGAACAAGUUUCAGGGACAGCACCCGCUGAGAGAACGAGCGAAGAAGCUGGGCGAUGGCAUUCUCGUCAUCAGGUUUGAGAUGCCGUUCCACGUGUGGUGUGGCGGGUGCAAGAGCAUGAUCGCCAAGGGCGUGCGGUUCAACGCGGAGAAGAGCACAUCGCCAACUACCUCAUCCACCAAGGUGAGUGGAGCGGAGCGCAAGGUGGUGGAGUACGAUGCAGAGGAUGCCGGCACUGUGGAGCUGCCCUCCAAAGAGGCAUUCCCAUACUACCCGCAUCCCUCCCUUCCUUUCCAUCUUUCUCCCUCUCUCUCCCUCCCUCUACCUCUCUCCCUUCCUCCCCCUCUCUCUCCCCUCUCUCCCUCUCUCUCCCUCUCUCUCCCCUCUCUCCCUCCCCCAUCCUUCCCUCUUGUUCUCUCUCCCUCGCUCUUCUUCUUCCUCUCUCUCCCUCUCUCUCCCCUCUUCAUAUCUCUCCCUUUAUCUCCGCCUCUCCCCCUCUCUCCCCCUAUCGCCCUCUCUCCCUUUAUCUCCCUCUCUCUCUCCCCGUCUCUCUCCAUCCCACCCCUUCGUUGCCUGGACUGUCCAGAGCGAGAGCAGCUGUUGGAUCCGCUGGUGCGAUUGGAGCAUGGGGGGCGCGACCGCAAGAGGGCGGCAGCAGCUGCGCCCACUCUAGCGGCCGUGAAGGCUGCUGCGGACACCAAGCAUGCCGACCCCUUCCGCCUCAACCGUGUGCUGCGCUCCCACCUCCGGGAGCGCAAGAAGCGGGUGGCAGAGGAGGAGGCAGAGGCACGCAGCAGGGGGCUGGCGAUCCGGCUGCUGCCGCCCUCACAGGCGGACAGUGCAGCAGCUGCAGCAGCGCCCUUUGCCCACCGCUUUGACCACAACCGCGCGGAGAAGCGCGCCGCCAUUCGCAGCGCCUCCAUCUUCACCCCCUCUGCUGCUCCCCCUGCCACUCCUGCUUCCGCUGCUGCUGCUGGCAGCUCGUCACACAAACGGCAUAAACCAGAGGGCAAGCAACAACUUACCCUGACACACAAGAGCAGCAGCAGCAGCAAGAUCAGCAGUAGAAGCAGCGGCGGGGAGAAGAAGGCAGAUGUGGCAAAGAGGGCGGAGCUUUUGGCGAAGAGGCGGCGGAUAGAUGUGCAGGGAGUGCUGGCACUGACACGCGGGCAGCUGUGA